Messenger RNA from Macadamia integrifolia, 2261 nucleotides. RefSeq names its product L-type lectin-domain containing receptor kinase SIT2-like. Gene Ontology annotation, biological process: protein phosphorylation. Gene Ontology annotation, cellular component: plasma membrane. The coding region runs from base 73 to 2142 and encodes 689 amino acids. The transcript has a single exon. Lineage: Eukaryota; Viridiplantae; Streptophyta; Magnoliopsida; Proteales; Proteaceae. Gene Ontology annotation, molecular function: ATP binding; carbohydrate binding; protein kinase activity. The record is from RefSeq and is a predicted model, not a curated record.
UCACGACCCACUGACUCUUGACCUAUGACACUGUCAGCCAACCUUAGUUCCUAACAGAUCACCUAAACAAGAAUGAUUCUUGGAAGGAACGACCAAAGAUGCAGUGAUACAAUGUUCCUAGAGUUCUUAGUCUGGUUUCUUCUCCUUGGACUGAGAUCUGUAGCUUCACAACAAGAAGAUGUUGAUUUCACCUACAAUGGAUUUCGAGGAGUUAACAUGAGCUUAGAUGGCUUAGCACAGAUCACAAACAAUGGUCUCCUGAUGUUAGUAAACACCACUAAUCAACAGGUGGGUCAUGCUUUCUAUCCUCAUCCUCUUCACUUCAGGAACUCAUCAACUGGUAAUGCCUUUUCCUUCUCUACUACUUUUGUAUUUGCCAUUUGGAAGUUAAUCAGAUUUGGUGGCCCUGGAAUGGCUUUCGUGAUUGCACCCUCAAGAAAAUUCCCAGGUGCUUUGCCAGGGAAUUAUCUUGGCCUCUUCAACAUGACCACCAUCGGCAAACCAUCAGAUCAUGUCAUCGCAAUCGAGAUCGAUACCCUCCGAAACAAGGAGUUCAAUGACAUUGAUGGAAGCCAUAUUGGUAUUGAUAUCAAUAACUUGAAAUCUGUUCAAUCUGCAACUGCUUCUUACUUUAGUAAUGAACAGAAUCGACGUGUGAACAUAAGCCUCAUCGAUGGACAGCCAUUGCAACUCUGGGUUGAAUAUAAUGGUGAUGAGAAGCAACUUAAUGUGACUUUAGCUCCUAUUAAUGUCCCUAAACCAACAAUCCCACUCUUGUCCUUGAAAAUUGAUCUUUCUCUGUUCAUUGUGGAUCCCAUGUUUGUGGGCUUCUCCUCAACUACAUAUGUCAUGCCAGUAUACCAUUUUGUUUUGGGAUGGAGUUUUAAAAUGAAUGGGGAAGCAAGACAGCUCAAUCUCUCUCAACUUCCUGAGCUUCCUCAUCUAAAAACCCAUAAAACAAGACCUAGGCUUUUUAUUAUUUUAGUUUCUGUGAUAGGUGCUAGUUUAGCACUUAUCUCUGUCUUCAUCAUCACCCAAUUUAUAGUGAAAAGGAAGAAAAAGUUUGCAGAAGUGCUUGAAGAUUGGGAACUCAAUUAUGGACCUCACAGAUUCAAAUAUAAAGAUCUCUACAUAGCCACCAAAGGGUUCAAGGACAAGGAGCUUCUUGGAACUGGUGGCUUUGGUAGUGUAUAUAGAGGUGUGUUGCCCACUUCCAAGACAGAAGUUGCAGUGAAGAGGGUCUCCCACAAUUCUAGACAAGGUGAGAGAGAAUUCAUUGCUGAGAUCAUUAGCAUCGGUAGAUUGAGGCAUCGGAACAUUGUACCACUCUUGGGCUAUUGCCGGCGUAAGGAAGAGCUCUUUUUAGUAUAUGAUUUCAUGCCCAAUGGGAGUCUCGACAAAAUCCUUUUCGAUCAUACGAAAACAGAGUCGAUGCUGAGUUGGUGUCAAAGAUUUAGAAUCAUCAAAAGUGUGGCAUCUGCAUUAUUGUAUUUGCAUGAAGAAUGGGAACGAGUUGUGGUUCAUAGAGAUGUGAAGUCCAGUAAUGUCUUAUUAGACAAGGAGCUGAAUGGAAGAUUAGGAGAUUUUGGGCUUGCAAGAUUAUAUGAUCAUGGAACUAAUCCUCAAACCACCCAUGUUGUGGGGACGAUUGGUUAUCUUGCACCAGAACUUUGUGGAACUGGACAAGCAAAUCCUAGUGUGGAUGUGUUUGCAUUUGGGGCUUUUUUGCUGGAAGUUGCUUGUGGUAGGAGACCCAUAGAGCCACGAGCAUCUGAAGAGUGUAUGGUGCUGGUGGAUUGGGUGAUCUUAUGUUGGAGUAAAGGCACCAUUCUUGAGACUGGGGAUCCAAAACUGGGUUUUGAUUAUGAUGUGCAGGAAAUGGAGCUUGUGUUAAAACUUGGAUUGCUUUGCUCUCACCCCAUUCCAACUGUAAGGCCACAAAUGCGACAAGUUAUGCGGUAUUUGGAGAGGGAGAUUUCUCUACCAGAGUUGACACCGCUUGGUCUAAGAACAGCCAUUGAUGACACUUCUUUUUGGCCUUCAAAAGGUUUUAGUGAUGUCUCUAUUUGGUGUCCUUAUCCUAGCAGCACAAAGACUCGGUCAUCUUCAGUUGUAGAAUCUAUAGUUUCUGGAGGUCGGUGACUUCAAAUCAAUGUAUUAUAUAGUUUGUAGCAAUCCAAGUAGCUUUAAAAUUUCUUCCAUUAGUACAUUCUCUUUGUUUUAUUCACAAGUGGUCCACAUUAAAAUCGUAACACUCUGAA